AUGCGUGAGGCUCAGGAGACGGAGCGAUUGCAUUCAACAGUGCGACUAAACCAGUUAACACUACAGUUUGAGGAUCCAAUACUAGAAAAAAAGUAUCAAGCGAGGCUACACCCACGGAAGAAAGCAUUGUGGUUGCGUUCACUGUUACCAGCUGCAGCCUCUCAAAUUUUAUUCGCCUUAGCAGAUGGUCUUGAUUUUCCUAUUGAGUAUUUAUUACUUACGGUUCCAACUCGAGUUUUUGUGGCGAUGCUUCAAGUGGCGACGUGGGUAUUAGUUCGGUGGGAUCUAGUACGAGUGAGAGAGCAGACAAUAUUUAUGGUAUCAAUGGCUAGUGGAAUUCCCACCUUAUUGCUGUAUACGUUACAACGACCAAGUCUUUGUCAAUGGGAUGCAUUAUUUGUAACGUUUGGACUUUCAUUCUAUACAAUUCCCAAGAUAACACCACUGAGUUAUGUGUCGUCUUUUUACGGUAGUUGGGCGACGACUGCAUUGUAUACGGUGCUUACUUUUGUGGUUCAACCUCCACGAAGACAAGCAGAAGGCGUACUUGGUAUUUUCUUCUUGGUGCCAAUGGUUUGGGUUUUCAAUACCGUUGCUUACUAUUCCGAGUGUAAUUCUCGUGAACGGUUUGCUCUCCGACGGCGUUUACAUCGUGAAAGUAUUACUCUAGCAGUGGCAUGUACGUCUCCAAGAGGUGAAGCUGUGACACCAGAUGGAGAAGAGGAUGGAUGGCUGCUAUUGCGCAAGUUGUCUCUGCGUGGAAUAAUAGUAACCAAGACCAACAGUACGGCAUCUUUUGUCGUCGCUGUGAUACUUUGGGGAGCUUUUACGCUAGGUAGCUGGACAUCACUUCCAGACACGCUAAAGUUUGUAGAUGAGGCCACUGGAUGGGCUUGGUUCAGCCAUUGUGCAGGUGUGACGGUGUUUCUUCUCGUGAUGACAAGACGGCUUCGAUGGCUGCUGGUGGUGCCAGUUGUUGGUGCAUUCUUGUUGUGGGUACUGUCGCUGGCGAUGCCGGCAUCAUGGAUUAUUUUUUCAGCUCAUAGUAUGGGAUACGGUCUGCUCCUGGCUUCCGUGGUAAUUGCCAUGGGCGUAUUUGGCUGGUUUGUGUGUGCGUGGAAAGAGCUUGUAUCUUUCCUGACACAAUCUUGCUUCCUGUAUCCACAACUGCAGGCUGGUAUGGAAAGAGAGUAUCCGCUGCUUGUGCGAAUCGUGUCCGAGCACACAGCCGGAUUUGAUCCUGAAAUGUUGUCUGCACGAGUUCCGGCAACGACUGCAAUUAACUAUAUGGGCACACAAACAUUGGAAGCCACCAUAACUUCAUUACAACAAGUAGAGCUUAGCAAGGAAGCACCGACUGAAAGUUCCCUGAUUGCCAACCAGCAAAACGAAAAAACGAAAAACAUUGAAGUCGCAAACACAAGUAAGAAGCAACAUCCAUCUACGACUAGCAAACGCCAGGAACCUACGCCUUGUCUGAAAAAGACUAUGAUCGCGUCAGUAUCAGCAUCCGAACGAGAAGAUAUGGUGGUAGCCACUGACACAUCCUCAGGUCGCAAGAUGGUUUCGGUGUUGCCUUCUUCUAAGCCGGGAAAGUGCUUUUUCUGCUCUAAAAAUGAUGCAGAGCACCUUGUGCCUGCCUGCGGAAUGUGGGGCAAGUGGGCUUAUUGGCGAAUGAAUCAGCAGCACAACGUUUCGACAUUUACAAACAAGGCGGCAAUUUCGAAAGGCACGAUUGCUGUUUCAAUGUGCACGUCGUACUAUGAUCUUCAAAACAGCAAGUUGCAGCUUGAGGCCCGUAUCGAAGAGGAGGAAAAGAAGAGCUCUGAUCUCAUGGAAAAGCUCACAACAUGCGAAGGAUUGAAGCAGAAACUGUCGGUGGAAAACGUAAGUCUGAAGGCAGAGCUAUGUGCAACGAAGGAAAAACACGCAGAAGAUUUACGGCGGCAAGAGGCGCAUCUUCAGGAGAAAAUGGAGGCUAUGCAGAAGGAAACAAAUCGGUUAGCUCACGAACGUAAGGUGCAGGCCAAAACUAGUGCAGUAACAUACGCCACUACAUUGCAAAAGCGGCUUGCGGUCAGCGAGCUUCUUCUUCGUGAGGCUAAUACCUGUGUCCAAACUGCCAACGAAGAAGCAGCGGUGUUGCGUUCGAACCUCAAGCAAAGAGAAGAAGACGUUGUUGAAUGGCGAACCAAAGCAGACGAACUCAUAAAGCAGCUAGCGAGCAUGGAACUUCGUCUACAGCACCAGCCGCAUGGCCGACCAUCUUCACUUGUCGGUCCCUCAGCGCUGGAUCUUUCGCUCGUCUCUACGGCUAGUGGAGGGCCGUUGGUAAAUGCUUCGCCUGUGGCAUCGCUUCAUACCUUCCAGCCUGUUGGACGUCUACCGUAUGCACAAUCACUAGAAAUUGAAGGCCUGCGGGAGUCUAGCAGACACGCGCAUGACGACGUGGACUACUCAAAACGAUGGCGACUCCUUCAGGAUUCUGAUAUCAGCAAAAGCGGUGCACAGUGA
This is a messenger RNA of Peronospora belbahrii, 2514 nucleotides long. The record is from the annotation of a GenBank genome assembly. Lineage: Eukaryota; Oomycota; Peronosporomycetes; Peronosporales; Peronosporaceae.